This is a messenger RNA of Penicilliopsis zonata CBS 506.65, 2726 nucleotides long. RefSeq lists its product as hypothetical. The transcript is spliced from 7 exons. The record is from RefSeq and is a predicted model, not a curated record. NCBI's taxonomy places the organism in Eukaryota, Fungi, Ascomycota, Eurotiomycetes, Eurotiales, Aspergillaceae. The coding region runs from base 24 to 2669 and encodes 881 amino acids.
CUUGACUCUAUUUUGAGGCAAAAAUGGAUACCGACGUUGUUGAGCGGCUUAAUCAGCUGCAAAUGGCCGACUUGGGGACUGCCAGGCGUGAGCACAUAUCAACCACCGAAACCAAACAGAACUUGAAGAGUAUUGGCGAUGUCAAACUGGAAGAUAUCGAAGCCACGCGGGAGUCAAAUGUGGCCGGGUCUGAAGCCCAUCGGCUGGCUCAAGCAAAUAAGUCACUUCUUGCAGCUUGGUCAAAUGUCUACAGAGAAAUCGGUGACACGGGCGAUCUCGAGGCCCUGGACAGUUUAUUGAACGGUCAGAGCCAUCGUGUCCAGCUGAGCACCAUGGUGACGCGACCGGGACACGCAGUGAACUUUCACAAGCCUAUCCGUGGUAGUCAUACAGCUGGCGCCGGACGUGGUGGUGGUAUAAUUGGAACAAGAGGCCGUAGCUCUUCCUAUGCUCUCUCGCUCAAGAAUGUUUCUACCAGAACAAAAGCGACAGCCUCUAUUUCCAAGUCAACAUCCAAUUUGGAGAUACCCCGAACCAGAACGCGCCCGUUGGACCCAGCGCUCGACCACAAUGAUGAGGAUAUGAGACAAGCUCGCAAUCGGGGGAAGAGAGGUGGUUUUCGAAAGCCUCCACCAGCUGCCAUCAAGGCCAGGCGUCCUGUUCCUCAUAGCUCAGAAGCUCCCGGCCUAUUCGAGAGUCUAUUCAAAGCGCAACAGCCAGGCCAACAGGACCGGGCUCAGGGAAUGCCUCUACGGAGGGGUGGAGAGCUCUACUCGGAUCAGAUUCUCAGGAGUCGCGCAACGAAUACCUCAAUGAAUGAGGCAAAGUCUGCGGGUACCAUGCACUCAGAAGCUAUCAAACCUUCACCUGCCCAUUCAUCUAUCCCCCAGAAAGCAGCAGUGGCCAAAUCUACAACACACACACCGAUUGCCACACAACCCCAGCUUUCAUCUAGCAUCAAGUCAGUCCCUUCACCUGGUAACACUGGUCAGGCUGUGGCCAAGCAGCGUGAAGUUAGAGAGCCACAGGCGCCAAAGCUAGUGCAAUCGACUCCAGUCAAACAAUCGAAUGCUGCUCUCCCUCAAACCAAACUUCCCGGAGCUAAGGAAUUGCAGCAAGCCCAGGUUUCAGAGGCUCCUCAAAUGACGCCUCAAAAGCAACAGAUGGCCCAAAGCACUGCUAACAUCAAGAUGGAUAUGGCUGGCAAACAUCGCUUCCAAGGAACAAAUUUUCCACAGCCUAUCCAGGCACAUGUAGAACUUCCUCUCAAGAUGGAGCCAGAUGCCAAGCUUGUCGGUAAAACGCCUACUGGAAUGCUUCUUGAUCUAGAUAAUUCACCACCUUCUCCUCGCGGACUUUGUCCUCCAGAGAAUUUGUCAUCUGCGAAGCAGGACGCAGCGAUCAUGAGCCCCGGGAUGGAAGAUUUGCAAGGUCUUAAUUUUCAGCAUAUCGUCGCCAGCACGGAGAAUUUGGAACUGACCCCAUCAUCCCUCCAAGUGGCCUUCAACCCUCAAAAUAAGCUUGAGUUCAAUGGAUCUCAAAAGGCUGACUACCAAGAUCCUUCUCAUCCUACUCAAAAGGAAUUUGCUUCUGAAAACCUUCCCGGGGCCUUAGAUAUUGUCCAGAAAGUUCAGCAUCAGAUUUUGCUCCUCGAGAAACUCAUUACAACCACAACCCUAACCGAGAACUUUUUGCGCAAGCUCAAGGACUGCAAGGACGAGUUAGAAUCUGAACUUUCCACGUUCCAUAAGGCAUCAUCUGCGUUACCAACUGAUUCUAUCUCUACUUCUGAACAGCCACAGCUGCCCAAAGUGUUGCAGAAGACACAGCAGUCUGGAAAACUCAUUGACUGCAUGCCGGAGCAGGCAGAAAAAACUGAUGACACUGACUCAAAGGAUAACCAGCAGUCGAAGCCAGGCCAGUCCCCCCUUGUCAAAAUAGACAAAGUCCAGAAUACUCCUCUAAGCCAGAGAACUCCUUCAUCGACGAAUAAGCUCAGGGAGUCUGUCACGGCACCGGUAUUUGUUCCCAGGUCCCGUUUACCUACAAGCGAUCACUCUGCAACGAGUACCCCAGAUGAGUCACCUAGCCCUUCACCACACCCGGUCAAGGAUGUUCGGAAGCAUCUCUUCGGAGACCACCUUCUUCCUGGUCAAGACCGGCGUGUGCUCUCCGACUCAAUCGUCCAUGCUAGCAAGAGUCUGAAGGCUUCACUACAUGCUCUAGGAAAUGGGAAUAUGUUUCAACCGGUAAUGCCUGCAUUUCCACAAACAUCUGUUCUAGCAUCCGCCACACCUGUCGUCUUUACUGGAUUCCCUAGCAUCCCGCCUGUUUCCAACGCCCCUAUCAGUACAAACGAAAAUCGGCCCAAUAUUACCCCUCCCGGGAACUCAAACGAGCCACCACUCUUCCAAUCUCCUCGCCGGGUGCAGGUCACGCUCAGACAUCCAUCUCAGGUUCCCAAUCCUCUCGCUCAGCCGUUGACAGCCAACAAUACCAAUCGUAUUGCCAAUCCGCUACAGCAGUCUGUCCAUGCACCGAAGCCUACCACUGGACCCGUGAUUCUCGGUCCAGGCCAGAUCAGACGUUCCGCAGGCAUCCCCGGUCUUCGUGGUGGUGGCCUUGAAUCAUCUCGAUAUGCACCCCAAGAGAACUCCAAGCCACGUUAGAAACAAGUCAAUUCUCAGUCACCCAGGUUCUAUCUUGGCUGACACAUCAGUCCCCCC